AUGCCCCUCAACACUCCCAUCAACGCCAGUCUGCAGGGUCCCUCAACGGCAUUCGGGUUCUGGCUCACCCUCCCCAGUACCGCUGUCGCCAAGACCAUUCUCCACGGGAGCCCCGACUCCCCGGCCAAGUAUAGCUGGGUUCUGGUGGAUGCGGAGCAUGGGUUGAUCACGGAUCGCGAUUACUAUGACCUCUCCAACGCCAUUGCCUCCGAAGGCGCAAGUCCCAUUGUCCGAGUCCCCUGCGCAGAGGAGUGGAUGAUCAAGCGGGCGCUCGAUGCUGGUGCUCACGGGAUCGUGACGCCCAUGUGUCAUUCAGAGAUCGACGCCGCCAACAUCGUCAAAUACACCAAAUACCCACCCCGCGGCACCCGCGGCUACGGCCCAAUGUUCGCCCCGCACGCCUUCCCCGGCGUCGCGCCGGGCAGCGACUACGACGAAGGCGCGCAGACGGGCGUGGCCGUGGUCGUGCAGAUCGAGUCGCGGGCCGGCGUCGACAACGUGGAGAAGAUCGCCGCCGUCGACGGCAUCGACGUGCUCUUUAUCGGGCCGUUCGACCUGUCCAAGUCCAUGGGUGUUCAGCGAGGUGGUGACGAGCAUGAGGCGGCCAUUAAGCGGAUUUUGGCUGCGGCGAGGGCGGCGGGGAAGAAGGCUGCUAUUUUUUGCACCGAUGGCGUGGAUGCUCGUACCCGUGCUGAGCAGGGCUUCGAUAUGAUCUCGGUCAACACAGAUGUGGGCGUGCUGAGGACUGGUAUGCUGAGUGAAUUGAAGACGGCCAGUGGACAGACCGUGGAGGGUGGCUCUCGAGGGGGCUAUUAG
Penicillium alfredii is the source of this 816-nucleotide messenger RNA. Its product is annotated as HpcH/HpaI aldolase family protein. The transcript is spliced from 5 exons. The record is from RefSeq and is a predicted model, not a curated record. Gene Ontology annotation, cellular component: cytoplasm. Lineage: Eukaryota; Fungi; Ascomycota; Eurotiomycetes; Eurotiales; Aspergillaceae. The coding region runs from base 1 to 816 and encodes 271 amino acids. Gene Ontology annotation, molecular function: aldehyde-lyase activity.